Messenger RNA from Parascedosporium putredinis, 195 nucleotides. The record is from the annotation of a GenBank genome assembly. Lineage: Eukaryota; Fungi; Ascomycota; Sordariomycetes; Microascales; Microascaceae.
AUGUCCGAUUCUUCAUCCUCCAGCUCCUCACCCGAGGCCUGGUCCACUCCCAUCGGCUCCCCUGUGUUGGGCGACACCCCCGUCCUCGCAGCCUCGCACACGGCCGCCACCGUGGGAAAUGUGCCCGCGGUUACCCAGGCCGAGCUGCUUCCCUUCGUCCUGGGUCCCAUCCCUUUCUCGUUUGAGGAUAUGUAG